GCCCAUAUACUGACAGAGUUACUGUUCAACUUUUGUCGGUUUGCGUUUGUGUUGGCUCUCAAUGUGCGCUGUGUGCCGCUCGAUUGUGGUGUCUACAUGCAUAUCCCAUGCACCUGCUCUCUCCCUCGUGUGUAUUGUGGCAGGGAGAACAUCCUUUCUGGCAACCAUGAGGAAUGCAGGGGGGCGGAUGAAUGCAGAGCUGGCACAGGAAGACACAGUGUGGAGCCCAAAUAUGCUGAUACCCACAAUACACACAGGCGUCGGAGAUGACCAGCCAUCGAUGGGUAGAAUGACCACCAGUGGGUUUCACCUGGGUCUGAAAGGGUCAGAGUUUGAAGCUGAUCAAGAUGCGACAACAGCGACAACGGCGAAUACGAUGAGCACUCCGGCGACGACAAGGUCGAGGACGAGGAAUGAUGUGGAGGCCAUGUCAGGAGGGGGUGGAAACAGCAGUGGGGGAGGGUUGGGAGUGAGUGGUGUAAUGCAUCAUCCAGGGACUCCGGUUGCUGUGAUAAGUGGUGGAAGUGGGGGUUGUGGAGGUGGAGGGGGGGGUUGCGGCGCCAGUGGGAGCUGUGUGGGGGGAGGGGGUUGCACACUGAGCGAUGGCGGCAUGGGAACCACCUCCGUGAGUGGCAGGGGAGGAGUCCCCAUGGGUGUUGGCUGCUUGGGCAUGCAUGACGGGUUGGGAAGCGUGGGCGGUGUUACCGGGGGGGGAGGAGGAUCAGGGAUGAAGUGUAAGAAAGCAGCUGAUGGGUUAAGCAAAGGCCACUCGGUGAUCUUGUACUCCAGGGGUCACGAGGUGGCCCGAGGGAAAAUCAUCUCGUGUGAGCGUAACGGUCAGUGCAAAGUCAAACUGCGCACCUGGAACGGGGACGGGUUGACGCUCACCGCGGAUGGUAAGCCGCUUCGCGAAGUCGGUCCCGGCGGAGAGAUCCUAUGGCUUCGUGGGGACGUUCGGCGUGACCCGCAUAGGCCGAUGACAGAUGGGUCAAGCAGCAUCGGGUAAUGGCAAGGGGGGGGGGAUAUUAUGAGAGAGGGACGGAUGCAAGUCGGGUUGAGAGACUGCUUGAGCUGGCGCAUGAUUUACAACCGGUCUUCGUGUACAAGCGGAAAAACUGCUUGGGCGCACGAUGGGACGGCUUGUGUCAUCCAUCUUCUUCCACAUGCCGAUGGACUGAGGACUUCCAGCCAGGCACAUAGCAGAUGUCUUUCCUGGAAUCUGCAGUGGAGGAUCAAGUGCUACAUCCAUCGAGGCAUAUGACUCGAUGACAGCCGAGGAGCAGGUGGUACAUCCAUUGAGGCAUAUGACUCUAUGGUGGCCAAUGGAUGUUGUUUCAGCAUCUUUGCUGAAUAAUGGCAGCAGGGAAUGGCAGAAUGCGCUACUGUGUCGGAGGGAAAAUGCCGCCGCUGCCAACCUGGCAUGCAGCCAGGACUGUGUAUCGUGCUACUUCCCUCUGCAGCUCCAGUAUGCAAUAAGCAUCAGCAUCACGAAGCGAAAAGCUGACGCUGCAGUGUCAUCAGGUGCACUGUGCUGUCACAUGGAACUGUGGGUAGAUGAGAUGUGAAUCUCCCCUCCGCGAGGAGGUGGUCGUUGAUCUGGAUUCGCAGAGAAGUAACAUCGCUACAAUUUUGGCAGGUUAUCCUUGCCAGUAGUAGGUCAUUUUAUCUCAUUGCAAGUUGUCCGUGCGGAAAUGCUCCUGAUAUAUGUUCUCUACACAGAACUACCUAUACGGAUGGAGCCUUCACACCACCAGAAUGACAGUGAAGGGGUCGACGAGAGGAGGAGAGAGGGAGAGGGACGGCCAAGAGGGAGGAGUCCGACCACAGUGGAUCGGCCUGUUUCGAAGAAAGUGGUCUUACCCAGUCAAUGCCGAAAGUUUGACGGUCGGGGAAAUUCGUAUUCAAUUGUCAGAGGUGAAACUCGUGGAUUUGUGAAACGAAAGUUCGAUAACGCAGGCCGAAGCGACCAUCAGACUGGAGUUCACGCAUGCUCAUGCCCCACCCGACUGACAUCCAUGGCAUAGGGGCUGGGUGCUGUGUCAUCUUAUCGUAUUUUCCCCUCCAGGGGAAGACACGACAUGUCCAACGCAUUUUUGGCCGAAGAACCUCUCUGCGUUGGACAUGUCGUGGAUCGAGCCUCCUUGGUAAACGGUGAGUGGAGUUCACGCAUGCUCUUUUGGCCAAAGAACCUCUCUGCGUUGGACAUGUCAUGGAUUGAGCCUCCUUCCUUAUUUAGCAGGUCUUCUUAUCAAUUGUCAGGGAGACGUUGUAGGUGGGAUUCUGUCGAACAGAGAGCUGGAUGGGGCUGGACGGGACCACAAAGAAGCGGAAAAUUGGUCAGGUACCGUGCCCGUCUCACUGACGCAUGACUCGAGGAUAACCAAGUGGCAGUUGAAAUCAGAAACCUUUUCUACUGUUCAGCAAGGAUGGACGUGUGUGACCACCAUGUACCGAGAUAGGUACGCGAUCCACCGGUGGAUGGAGCCUUUUGCUGCCUCCUCAUGUCAUGUCCGACCGGGUGGCUCUUCUUCCACUGAAUUGUCGAGGAUAUUCUUGCGACGAGGAUAUGCUUGGGACAAGUAUCCGAGCAUUCAGCAGUCUUAAACCGCAGCAGAAGUAUAUUGCAGCGAACGGAUCAGUAGGUUGAAUAUCUUUGUUUAUGCCCAUUGAGACACUGUGGGCAGGAAUAUGCAAACAACAUGCUGAAGUAGCAGUUGAUAUAUGGACUACCUACAAUGUCAGUAAACCUGUUCUUCGGCAUUCUGCUGAUGUGCUCAGGUGUUCCGAUGUAUGGACUACAUACAAUGUAAGCAAACCUGUUGAUAUAUGGACUACAUACAAUGUAAGCAAACCUGUUCUUUUGUGGUGGUGGAGGUUACAAUCGCUUCUCAUGAGUGGCGAUUGGGAUCCCCAUGGGCGACGACUUAUCGUGAGUGGCGAUGGGGAUCGACUCGACUUUGCCAAGGCACUGUGUUCACAGGUUGGUUAUACAGGAAGAAACCAUUCUGAAGCUCGGCCGGAAGCUUUGUGUGUUUUGUGGUGAAAAGGGGUUACGGGAAUCCGACAAUGAGUGACGAUAGCGGUCGGUUCGACUAUUGUGUGUGAAACAGCACAGCGGUGCCGUGGACACUGCUCAUGGGUCUGUUUACAGCUGAUGAUGAUGCACCGAGGAAGGGGAGCAGAGGUAAGGGAGAACGGUGGAUUUCAACAGAGAUUGUUGCCUUCCUACAGCUCGUAAAACCUAACCUCUUCAAAAGUUUGGUGUAUUGGUGUUUUGCCCUGUUUGUCGUUUCGCUUCUCACGAUCUUGAUAUUCUUCUGUUGUAGUUCAGAGGCCAAUCCUUCGUAGUGACCGUUAAAGACACGGUGUUUCUUCUUUCAAACGGAAUAUACGCGGAUCGGAAGUUAGCACAGUGCAGAUUGGUCACAUGUUUCCCUAUUAUUGCACAAGAGGGUCCCGGUGUCCGGUGUGCGUGUAACGAUCCAGUCAUACCAAGUGUGCAGCUUCAAUCUAAAUCAGUCUGUAGUUCUUAAGCCUAUCCUGUCAGGUUUUGGUGCUCGCUAUGAGGCCGGCCGCGUUAGACUUGGGGUUUGAUAUGAUUUGAUUUGAUUUGAUUUGAUAAUCAAUCAGUCUAUACAGCACUGCAGGUAGGGCCAAGUUCACCAGCCUGCUUGAUCCUCACUAACCCUGGUUAGGUUUAGCAGAAGUGUGGAAUGCUAAACCUGGCCUGACUACAUGGGCCUCACAUCACAUCGUAUGCCCCCGCGGCCGCGUCAGACUUGAAUUUGAUUUGAUAAUCAAUCAGUCUAUAGACUCUAUACAGCACUGCAGGCAGGGCCAAGUUCACCAGCCUGCUUCCUUCUCACUAACCCUGGUUAGGUUUAGCAAUAGUGUGGAAUGUUAAACCUGGCCUGACUCUGAAAGCAACACGCGCCUCACAUCACAUCAUAUGCCCCCUCCCCUUGCAACAUAACCCUGGUUAGGUUCCUGUGGUAUUCUCUCAGGCUGAUGAGUUAACAUUUCACAAUGUAAUUGGAUAUGGUCUCACACAGCCAGGUUGUCUGCCAUCCCACAUUAUAAUCUUCAUUGCAGCAGAGGAGAAUCGCUGGAGGAUCCAGAGUACACCACGGGUUAACUAGCUAGCAGGCAGUGUUGCAGUGUUCAGUUGUCGGAGGCUAUAUUCAGUCCGAUAUAAAGAGAGAAUGAGAGGCGCCGUGGAAUAGCGGCGGGGUCGGGUGGACCCAUCAUUUUUCGCCAUUUAUUGUUCCAGCUGUUGGUGUUGCCUUUCAUUGGCAACAAUUUUCUACAAGAGGUGGUUUUGCCUGUUUCCUGCUUGUGAUAGUUUACGGCAGAGUCGCAGACAGAACUGGCGCCGGUUGCAUCACACUGUUCAGCUGUUGUACCGUACGGCAGAGUCGCAGACAGAACUGACGCCGGUUGCCCAAGAACUUGUACAUAUAUUACCUCACAUGACCGAUGGAUCACGAACGCAUUCUGGCGUGCCCAGACAUUAUUGUUUCAUCGCAGUCGCAUCCUUGUUCAUCCUCGCUCGUACUUCCACAUUUCGCAGAUGACAUUGCGGGUUCGUGGAUGAGCAGACGAAUUCCAAAAAGGGGGAAACAAGCCGCGCGGGAUGGUGGGUGGGGAGGGGUACUUUGUAUGUGGGGGGGGACAAUUGGGGGUUGACGGAGUUCGCAAACUUUGCAUGAUGGCUACGCUGCAGCCACCAUGCCAUCUCAGGACGUACGCAUACUAGUGUGACGCUUUUGCUUUGCUUGUUUGUGGACGUGAUUACGGUCAGAUACAUUCACGUCUGGGCGUAAAUGCUGUCAGAUAGAUUCGAGAUAUAGCUACUUGUGUGAGUACGCCCGCCCUCAGCCGGACUUUUACAGGAGGGUGUUGGAACGAGAGGUGGGGGGGGGGGGGGGGGGGGGGGGGGGGGGGGGGGGAGGGGGUGAACACAUAUGGCUAGGCCAGGACAUGAGAGAAAGCAGUAGAGGGAGGAGGGGCUGAACUGGGUAAUGUUCGAGGUCACUUUGUACGUGCCUGGAGUAUCGGCAGCAGCUUCCUUUUGAUUGCACUGCUGCCAAAGGACACGAAGCUACCGGUGGCGUUCACGCGAUUUUUUUCUCAACGGAGAUUGCGAGAUUCAUUCAUCCUCCGUGGUAGAUUUUGUCCUCUGCAUGUGCAACGCACAAGCAGCAAUUUUUUUCCCCCCCUCGACUCCCUUGUCGUUCGCGAAAGAUAUCCUUCUCCUCUGUUUAGCCUCCGAUCUGUUUGUCAGGUCUGUGGACCCUCUCUUAUCGCCUCACCGUUCCACUUAUCUUCUUGUUCUUCGGUUGGGGGUUUACGCCGUCCUAAGCAAGCAAUUUUAAUAUUUUUAAUUAAUUUUAUUGUAUAGACAGUAGCCCAGUGUAUUGUUUUGUAACUAAUUCCAACAUCAC
This is a messenger RNA of Chara braunii, 5444 nucleotides long. The record is from the annotation of a GenBank genome assembly. Lineage: Eukaryota; Viridiplantae; Streptophyta; Charophyceae; Charales; Characeae.